Messenger RNA from Helianthus annuus (common sunflower), 3760 nucleotides. Its product is annotated as AAA-ATPase At2g46620. Lineage: Eukaryota; Viridiplantae; Streptophyta; Magnoliopsida; Asterales; Asteraceae. Gene Ontology annotation, molecular function: ATP binding; ATP hydrolysis activity. The record is from RefSeq and is a predicted model, not a curated record. The transcript has a single exon. Bases 2150 to 3652 code for a protein of 500 amino acids.
AAUACGAUUUCCAUUAUGAUCAACGUCUCGAGAUUACAAGGAUUGAAAUGAAGUAAGAAUACAAGUUUCUAAAAGUAAAAAUGCGAAGACAACUUUCUAAAUAUGGAAAGUACAGAAAAUGCGAAGCAUUACACAAUACAUAUGGUUCUUACAGAUAUAACUUUUUUAUUAUUUAUUUUAUUAUUUAGUAUAUAAAAUUCAUUUAUUCAACCCGUGUAAUACACAUGGUUAUAACCUAGUUUACCUAUAAAUUCAAGUAGACUGAUUACGUAGCUAGUUUCUGAUUUGACUAUACGAGUCGGUACAUUUAUACCUCUUAAUGGCGGAUUUAGACCAAAAUUUCAUAGGUAACGUUCAAUUUUAUUUACCGUACUUCAUAUAAUAUAAACGAAAAAAAAUAAAAUCCCAAUAAUAAAAAGCUCGAAAACGGGUGCAAACGAGCUAGAGCCCGAGCUCAGCUUAAGCUUAAAAUAAACGAGCUUGAGCCCAGUGGCGGAUCUAGACAAAAAAAAAUGGCUCGCAAGCUGCUCGAGAAAAAGCUCGAAACGAACCGAGCCUUAUCAAGCCUGAGCCUAGCUUGAGCCUAAAAUAAAGCUCGUUUGUUUAGCAAGCCCGAGCUCGAGUCUGGCACGUGAAGCUCGUCAGGCUUGUCGAGCCUUAUCGAGCUAUAGUGUAAUAUUAGUUUUUAUUAAUAUUUAAUAACAUUUAUCGUUUAUUUAAAGUUGUCUACUAAACGAGCCAAGCCGAGCUUAUUUAAACUUGUUUACAAGCUGAGCCUAAAUCUGAAAAUAAACUUGUUUAGCUGAUAAACGAGCCGAGCUCGCAAGCCUAAAUGACUUUAAUAUUUAUAAUAUUUUUAUUUAACAUAUUAUUUAAUAGAUGAUAAACAAGCCGAGCCCAAGCUACACUCGAGCUUUGAAAACAAAGCUUGAACUUAGCCAAGCUCAAGCUCUCACAAGUUAAUCGAGCUCUAGCGUGGUUGAGCUCAGGCUCGACUCGUUUGCACUCCUAGUAACAAUGGAGGUGCAUGGUCUUGCCUGUUGUAUUAACGUUCACUUCUUUUUCCCCUUCAAAAAUCGAUUAUUACUGGUAUUGGGGCUUUAAUCUAGUAUUUUAAUUGGGCUUUUAACUUAUAAAUUAGGUAGUGAGCUUUUAAUAAAACUUUCACACAAUAAAGGUGUUGGGCUUUUUAAGAUUUGAGGAGUAACAUAAUUUAAUUUGAAGGGUAGCGUAAUACAAAAAAACGUAAAAAAAUAAAAAUAAAAAAAUGCACUAUGUCGAAAAAAGUUGAGGAGUAGCAGAUGCUACCCUCACGAUAUACUACAUCUGCCCCUACAAUGACGGAUCUAAAAAUUUUUUCUUUAAGAUUUUUUUUGUUAGAUUUUCACUAAUUUUUUCUAAAUUAUGCAAAGUUUCCAUUAUUAUUUUCCAAAUUAAGGAUUACCGAAAACCCUCAAAACCCUUAAAUUCGCCUCUCAUGCCACUACAACAUAUAUAAACGUGUGAAAGAUACACUUCACUAUAAACGUUUUUUAUAUGAUUUACUUUUUGCAUGCAAAGUGACCUCUUAUGGAUCCCAAUAGUUCACAAGGACAACAUCCUAGAAGUUCACAAAUUAAUUUAUUAUAUAUUACUUGAGGGUUUUGACCCUUGUUUCCCUCGACUAGAUAAACGUUAGGUACCUUUUCCAUUGUGUUAAAUAAUAUCAUUAUCAUUAAAUAUUAAAGUUAGACACGUAAAGGUUAGUUAAGUCGAGUAGAAACAAAUUAGCACAAACGUGACACAAGCACACAUUCAUAGACCCAAUCAAAUAUUCCGCCACCAAAUUCAUUCUCUUCCUCACACCACCCUUUCUUGACUACUGUAACCUCCUUCACAUGUUUAACCAAUUUUAUAAUCAUAUCUUUUCCUUGACCCUUUGAAACUUCCCUUCUUCAAAUCAUCCCAUCAUAAUCCUAUAAAUUCACUCUUAAAAGUAUAUUCUCCCAACUCAAUCGUCACUUCAACUCUUCUUCCUCAAAGCUGUAUCUGAAACAACUAACAGCCUCCUCUAUUCAUUGUUUGUCUUCCUUAAACCUUCAUCUGAAACGACCACCAUCAAUAACUGGUUUUACUAGCAGUCCCCCUAGGCUGUUCUUGAAUCUUAAUCAUGAUUCUCACAACUCUAGUUGUGUUUGUGAUGUUCAUCAUUGGUUUCUGGCUAAUCCCUAGAGUAUUAUCAAGAACAGCAGUAGGACACUUGUUGCAAAACAAGUGGAAAGACUUAGAAGAAUGUUUUCACCAGCACCAGAUCUACAAAAUCCCUAAAUUCAACCAACAAAUGCAGGAAAAUCAAGUGUAUCGAAAAGUUCUCAUCUAUCUUAACUCAUUACCGUCAGCUGAAGAUUCCGAUCUUGUUAAUCUACUCUCAGGUAAUAACAAACCUAACGAGAUUAACCUAAUAAUCGACUCUGCAAAUCAAAAGUUUUCCGAUACGUACCUCGGUUCGCGAAUCUUCUGGACGUUCGAAACCGAUUGUUUACUGUUGAAAAUCAGACGUAAAGAGAAACGAAGAAUCCUCUCUUCGUAUCUUCAACACAUUCACAACGUCACCGAGCAGAAAACGCAACAAAUCCAGCUGCACAUCAACGCCGUGAGUUCACCGGAAAACCGCCGGUGGAUAACCGUUCCGUUCAGUCAUCCGGCGACGAUCGAUACGUCGGUGAUCGAUUCGGAUCUGAAAAACAAAAUAAAAUCGGAUUUAGAAUCGUUUUUGAAAUCCGAACAGUAUUAUCACCGGCUCGGACGUGUAUGGAAACGGAGUUACUUACUUUAUGGUCCUUCCGGUACCGGAAAAUCGAGCUUCAUCGCCGGAAUGGCGAAGUUUUUACGCUACGAUAUCUACGACGUCGACCUGUCGAAAGUUUCAGACGAUUCAGAUCUGAAAGUGCUUCUGUUGCAAACAACGAGACGAUCGGUGAUCGUUGUUGAAGAUCUGGAUCGGUAUCUUGUGGAGAAAGUUAAAAUAUCCGGAAUUUUGAAUUUUAUGGACGGGCUUGUUUCAUCGUGCGGUGAAGAACGCGUGAUGGUUUUUACGGUUAGUAAUAAAGAACAAGUUGAUCCAACGGUUCUAAGGCCUGGAAGAAUAGAUGUUCACGUGCAGUUUCCGUUAUGUGAUUUUCCCGCCUUCAAAACACUUGCUAGUAGUCAUUUGGGGUUGAAAGAACACAAGCUUUUCCCACAAGUUGAAGAGAUUUUUCAAAGUGGUGCGAGUUUAAGCCCCGCUGAGAUAGGUGAGAUCAUGAUGUUUAACCGUGGGUCACCCACCCGAGCGAUUAAAACCGUCAUUACCGCAUUGAAGUCGAAUACUAACACUGAUGCAAAGCCGGUGACGGUGAGUAAAGAAGAGCCUUUGAGACUGACGCAUAGUGUUUCGGUUGGUGGUGCACUUGGAGUGCCUUCGGGGUUGUUGGGUCAUGGUGGGUUACCGCCAAGGUUGAUGUAUAGUGGUUCGGCUAGGACGGUUGAGGAAUCGCGUGGGACACGAUCGUUUCGUGGGGAUAGUAUUCAAACGGUAAAAGAGUUUAAGAAACUUUACGGGCUAUUGAAGCCGAAACAUAAGAAGGAGUUCGUAGAUGAUGAAAACUCUCGACAUGAGGUUUCGGUAUUUUAGUUUCUUUGUUUUUAUUUGUUCAGUGUAAAGUUCACAUAUCCAUUUAAAUGUACAAUGGUCUCUUUUGUUACCUUUUUAUAGUUUAUGAAAUGAAAUUUUAUUUAUUUA